GUUUCCUUGCGCGACUUCCGGGUAGACCAAAACAAUAACUGCGCGUAUUUCUGGGGCGUUGGUGUCAUUUUUAGCAUCACUUGUCAGCUUCUGACGUGAUCCAGUGCCGCCCCGUCAUGAUUAAAUCAUGUUUUAUUUAUGCGUGCGGAUUAUUUUCGUUUUUAAUUCUCAUUGGGGGGAUCGCGCUGUCCUUGUCUAACGUGUUUUCAAAACUGGUGGAGUCGGCGGUGGAAAAGGAAAUCGUGUUGAAGAAUGGCACCGAUGCGUUCGAUGCUUGGGAGGAUCCACCGGCGCCGAUCUACAUGCAGUUUUAUUUCUUCAACCUGACCAAUCCACUCGAGGUGCUGGAUGGUGACAGGCCUGCUGUGGUGGAGAUUGGACCGUACACUUACAGAGAGUACCGGCCUAUGGAAGAAGUGAUAUUCCAUGAUAACGGUACCAAAGUAGCCGCGGUCAACACAAAAACAUACAUAUUCCAACCCGACAUGUCACGUGGGCCGGAGAGUGAACUGAUCAGGACUGUUAACGUCCCUGCGGUGACAUUGAUGGAGCGGUUCAAGGAUGAGCCAUUUUUUGCCAAGCUGAUCUCGUUGAUUAUGAAGGGCACAGACGAGGGCCUCUUCACCACACAUACUGUGGGAGAGCUUCUGUGGGGCUACGAAGAUGCUCUCCUGAAAGACAUCCACGCUGUCAAACCUGACGUGGAUCCGGUUUUCGGGCUCUUCUACAAGAGCAAUGCGAGCAAUGAUGGAGAAUACGUGUUCCACACAGGCCAGGAGGACUACAAGGACUUUGCUCGAGUGGAUACGUGGAACAAUCAAAGGUCGUUGAAUUGGUGGACGUCUGAUGAGUGCAACAUGAUCAACGGAACCAACGGCGCCUCCUUCCACUCUGUCCUCACAAAGAAUGAAAUGCUCUACAUGUUCUCCUCGGACCUGUGCAGGUCUAUAUACGCUGUGUUUGAGAAGGAUGUGGUGGUGAAAGGCAUCCCCGGGUAUCGAUUCACUCCCCCCAGCCAGGUUUUCGCCAACUCAUCGGUGAACCCGUCCAAUGCGGGUUUCUGCGUCCCCGCCGACAACUGUCUCGGCUCGGGCGUCCUGAACGUCAAGCCCUGCAAACAAAGUGCGCCCAUCAUAAUGUCCUCGCCGCACUUCUACCAGGGAGAUGAGAAAUUUGUGCGGGCGGUAUUCGGCAUGAGGCCCCAUAAGGAGUACCACCAGACCUUCAUUGAUCUCAAUCCGCUCACCGGAGUCGUCCUUCGAGCUGCCAAACGUCUCCAGGUCAACGUCUACGUUGAGAAAAUGGACACGUUCAGCCAAACAGGAAACGUGACCACCGUGAUUUUGCCUGUACUCUACCUGAAUGAGAGCGUCGUCAUCGAUGACUCAUCGGUGGCCAAGCUGAACGCUGUGCUGAUGGAGCAGAACGUGCUGGUAAACGUUCCUUUCAUACUGAUGGGGAUCGGCAUCAUCCUGGGCGGUGUCUUCAUGUUGCUGGUGUGUCGUCACAAGAUGCCCGAGAGUACCGCUGGCUCCGUCCGUGUCUUGGCGUAG
Hippocampus comes (tiger tail seahorse) is the source of this 1553-nucleotide messenger RNA. It is a transcript of the gene scarb2c, whose product is annotated as scavenger receptor class B, member 2c. Gene Ontology annotation, cellular component: cytoplasm; membrane; lysosome. Lineage: Eukaryota; Metazoa; Chordata; Actinopteri; Syngnathiformes; Syngnathidae. The coding region runs from base 117 to 1553 and encodes 478 amino acids. The transcript has 13 exons. Gene Ontology annotation, molecular function: scavenger receptor activity. Gene Ontology annotation, biological process: protein targeting to lysosome; receptor-mediated endocytosis. The record is from RefSeq and is a predicted model, not a curated record.